AGUUUUUAUUUGAUGUAAGUGCUCAUGGAUGAAAUAUUGAUUAAUAAAAAAAAAAAAUAAAUUUUGCGUUUACAUUCAGAUGUAUGAUAGAAAUCAUGAUAUGAAAAUUGAUCGAAAUGAAUUAUUAGAAGUUCUUAAAAUGAUGGUCGGUGGAAAUAUUCAUGACGAUCAAAUCGCAACAAUUGCUGAUCAUACUAUUGGAGAAUUAGAUAAUGACGGUGAUAAAUCAAUAACAUUUGAAGAAUUUUGUGAGACACUUGCACGUAUUGAUGCCGACGAUAAGAUGAGCAUGAAAUUUUUAAGCUAA
Molecule: messenger RNA, 307 nt
Organism: Rotaria sp. Silwood1
Lineage: Eukaryota; Metazoa; Rotifera; Eurotatoria; Philodinida; Philodinidae
Source: the annotation of a GenBank genome assembly